Messenger RNA from Camelus dromedarius (Arabian camel), 2169 nucleotides. It is a transcript of the gene EPB41L4A, whose product is annotated as erythrocyte membrane protein band 4.1 like 4A. Gene Ontology annotation, molecular function: cytoskeletal protein binding. The coding region runs from base 18 to 2078 and encodes 686 amino acids. The transcript has 23 exons. The record is from RefSeq and is a predicted model, not a curated record. Gene Ontology annotation, cellular component: cytoskeleton. Lineage: Eukaryota; Metazoa; Chordata; Mammalia; Artiodactyla; Camelidae.
GGCCGGCCACAGCCGACAUGGGCUGUUUCUGCGCUGUUCCGGAAGAAUUUUACUGCGAAGUUUUGCUUCUGAAUGAAUCCAAGUUAACCCUCACCACCCAGCAGCAGGGCAUCAAGAAGUCAACGAAAGGUUCUGUUGUCCUUGAGCAUGUAUUCCGUCACAUCAACCUUGUGGAGAUAGAUUAUUUUGGGCUGCGAUACUGUGACAGAAGCCAUCAGACGUAUUGGCUGGAUCCUGCGAAAACCCUGGCUGAACACAAAGAACUGAUCAACACUGGACCUCCAUAUACUUUGUAUUUUGGUAUUAAAUUCUAUGCCGAAGACCCAUGUAAGCUUAAAGAAGAAAUAACCAGAUAUCAGUUUUUUUUGCAGGUGAAGCAAGAUGUCCUUCAGGGCCGGCUGCCCUGCCCCGUCAACACUGCUGCUCAGCUGGGAGCAUAUGCCAUACAGUCUGAACUUGGAGAUUAUGACCCAUAUAAGCAUACUGCAGGAUACGUCUCAGAGUACCGGUUUGUUCCUGAUCAGAAGGAAGAACUUGAAGAAGCUAUAGAAAGGAUUCAUAAAACUUUAAUGGGUCAGGCUCCUUCCGAAGCAGAGCUGAAUUACUUGAGGACUGCCAAAUCCCUAGAGAUGUAUGGUGUUGACCUCCAUCCCGUCUAUGGAGAAAACAAAUCUGAGUAUUUCUUAGGAUUAACUCCAGUUGGUGUUGUUGUCUACAAGAAUAAAAAGCAAGUGGGGAAGUAUUUCUGGCCUCGGAUUACGAAAGUUCACUUCAAGGAGACACAGUUUGAACUCAGAGUACUGGGAAAAGAUUGCAAUGAAACCUCAUUCUUUUUUGAAGCUCGAAGUAAAACUGCUUGCAAGCAUCUUUGGAAGUGUAGUGUGGAACAUCAUACAUUUUUUAGAAUGCCAGAAAAUGAAUCAAAUUCAUUGUCAAGAAAACUCAGCAAGUUUGGAUCUAUGAGUUAUAAGCACCGGUAUAGUGGCAGGACAGCAUUGCAAAUGAGUCGAGAUCUUUCCAUUCAACUUCCCCGGCCAGAUCAGAAUGUGGCAAGAAGUCGAAGCAAGACUUACCCUAAGAGAAUAGCGCAAACACAGCCAGCUGGCUCAAACAGCAUAAAUCGGGUAACAGAGAACAUGGAAAAUGGAGAAAAUGAAGGAACAACUAAAAUUAUCGCACCUUCACCGAUAAAAAGCUUUAAGAAAGCAAAGAAUGAAAACAGCCCUGAUACCCAAAGAAGCAAAUCUCAUGCACCGUGGGAAGAAAAUGGCCCCCAGAGCGGACUCUACAACUCUCCCAACGAUCGCACGAAGUCCCCGAAGUUCCCCUACACACGCCGCCGAAAUCCCUCCUGUGGGAGUGACAAUGACUCUCUACAGCCCACAAGGAGGAGGAAAGCCCAUAACAGUGGUGAAGACUCAGAUCUAAAGCAAAGGAGGAGGUCGCGCUCGCGCUGUAACACAAGCAGCGGUAGUGAAUCGGAAAAUUCCAAUAGAGAACACCGGAAAAAGAGGAACAGAAUACGGCAGGAGAAUGAUAUGGUGGAUUCAGCGCCUCAGUGGGAAGCUGUAUUAAGGAGACAAAAGGAAAAAAGCCAGGCAGACCCCAACAAUAGACGAUCCAGACACAGAUCUCGCUCGAGAAGUCCCGAUAUCCAAGCAAAAGAAGAGUUAUGGAAGCAUAUUCAAAAGGAACUUGUGGAUCCUUCUGGAUUGUCAGAAGAACAGUUAAAAGAGAUUCCAUACACUAAAAUAGAGACUCAAGGUGACCCGAUCCGCAUCAGGCACUCUCAUUCCCCGCGAAGUUACCGCCAGUACCGCAGGUCCCAGUGCUCGGAUGGAGAGCGGUCGGUUCUCUCGGAAGUGAAUUCAAAAACGGAUCUCGUUCCUCCACUUCCUGUGACCCGUUCUUCAGAUGCUCAGGGUUCUGGUGGCUCCACAGUUCAUCAGAGAAGAAAUGGGUCUAAAGAUAGCCUAAUUGAAGAAAAAUCUCAGACAUCUACAAGCAAUCUGGCUGGAAAACACACAGCCAAAACAAUAAAAACUAUCCAAGCUUCACGCCUCAAGAUAGAGACUUGAUCCCAGUGAAGAAGGGCUUGGGAUGUGGGGUGGGAAGGGUUUGUGUGCCACCUUUACUUUGAAACUGUGAAUUAUAAUUAUUCAAAUCUCA